UCCCCUUCCUCACAAAUGUCACCAACUAGGGAGCAGCCAAUCUUCAGCACCAGGGCCCACGUCUUCCAGAUUGAUCCUGCCACCAAACGGAACUGGAUCCCCGCCAGCAAACACGCUCUCACCGUCUCCUACUUCUACGAUGCCACCCGCAACGUGUACCGGAUCAUCAGCGUGGGGGGCACCAAGGCAAUCAUCAACAGCACCGUCACCCCCAACAUGACCUUCACGAAGACAUCCCAGAAAUUUGGGCAGUGGGCAGACAGCCGAGCCAACACCGUGUACGGGUUGGGCUUUGCUUCCGAGCAGCAUCUCUCCCAGUUUGCAGAGAAGUUCCAGGAAGUGAAGGAAGCAGCUCGAUUGGCGAGGGAGAAAUCCCAGGAUAAAACAGAGCUGACCAACCCUGCCCUGAGCAUCACAUCUCACCAGGUACUCCCCAGCCCCAUCAUCAGCUCCAAUGGGCCAGGAGAAGAUAAACUAUUCCGAAGCCAAAGUGCUGAUGUGGAGGUAACAACGGAGAAGGAGCGGCUGAAGAAGAUGCUCUCUGAAGGUUCUGUGAGUGAGGUCCAGUGGGAGGCCGAGUUCUUCAGCCUCCAGGACAACAACAACAAGCUCGUGGCUGCUCUCCACGAAGCCAACGCCAACGUGGACCAGUGGAAGAAGCAGUUGGCUGCUUACCAGGAGGAGACGGAAACGCUGCGGCAGCGGGUAGCAGAACUGGAGUCACAGGGCACUCAGGAUUCCUCCAGUGAGAACAACAAGGAAGAGCUGAGCCAAACCCUGGAGGAGCUGGAACUCCUCAUCAAGGCUAAAGAUGAGGAGAUCCAGAUGCUAAAGAGCCAGAAGUGUGGCCGAUGGGAAACAGAGGGCGAGCGUGAGGAGACACUGCAGAAGCUGCAGGAGCUGGAGACCCGCAACGCAGAGCUGGAGCAGCGCCUUCACCUGGCUGAGCAGAGCCUGGCCGAGACCCUGGCCGAGAGGGAGAAGAUCCAGAACGAGGUCACCAAGGUGGCAGAGAUCAUGGAUGUGAAGAUCUUUGAGCUCAGUGAGAUCCGGCAGGGACUGGCCAAGCUGGUGGAGAGCAAUUGAGCAGCAGCUCCCUCAGAGGAGACGAGCCUGAGCUGGGACAGUC
Neopsephotus bourkii (Bourke's parrot) is the source of this 1129-nucleotide messenger RNA. It is a transcript of the gene HOMER3, whose product is annotated as homer scaffold protein 3. Gene Ontology annotation, molecular function: G protein-coupled glutamate receptor binding. NCBI's taxonomy places the organism in Eukaryota, Metazoa, Chordata, Aves, Psittaciformes, Psittacidae. The transcript has 9 exons. The record is from RefSeq and is a predicted model, not a curated record. Gene Ontology annotation, cellular component: dendrite; postsynaptic density; plasma membrane. The coding region runs from base 16 to 1086 and encodes 356 amino acids. Gene Ontology annotation, biological process: regulation of store-operated calcium entry; G protein-coupled glutamate receptor signaling pathway.